Molecule: messenger RNA, 1729 nt
Organism: Argentina anserina (silverweed cinquefoil)
Lineage: Eukaryota; Viridiplantae; Streptophyta; Magnoliopsida; Rosales; Rosaceae
Exons: 6
Coding region: 116-1627 (503 amino acids)
Biological process (GO): L-tryptophan biosynthetic process
Cellular component (GO): cytoplasm
Molecular function (GO): L-serine hydro-lyase (adding indole, L-tryptophan-forming) activity; tryptophan synthase activity; pyridoxal phosphate binding
Source: RefSeq, a predicted model, not a curated record
GUGUUUUCUGAGCUCUGUGUAUCAUUGAAAAUUCAUGAGUCAGAGUUAGACGUCUUCUUUUUUCAUUUUUCAGUUCAGGCUAGCAAGCUUGAUUGCUUGAACCUUCAAGUGAGCAAUGGCUACCCACUGUGUUAAAUUCUCUGCAAGUUCAUUUCAUACUCAGCCUUCACCAGGAUCAAGCUCAAAAGUUGAGAAGAAAUGGCUUGGAUUUAUUACACUUGGUAGAAAGCCAAAUACUUUGAAGCUUUCGAAUGGCUGUAGAGCAAGAGCAGCUCUCAAUGCUAAUCCAGUACCAAUCGAAAUCCCUCGUCAGUGGUACAACCUGAUUGCAGAUCUGCCUAUCAAACCUCCUCCUCCAUUGCAUCCCAAGACUUUUGAACCUGUCAAACCUGAAGAUCUGUCCCCUUUAUUUCCUGAUGAGUUAAUUGAACAGGAGGCAAGUGAAGAGAGAUAUAUAGAUAUCCCCGAAGAAGUUCGUGAGAUAUACAAGCUUUGGCGUCCAACCCCUCUCAUUAGGGCCAAGAGGUUGGAGAAGCUUCUUGACACGCCGGCUAGAAUUUAUUACAAGUAUGAAGGUGGUAGCCCUGCGGGAUCACACAAGCCCAACAGUGCAGUUCCACAAGUGUAUUAUAAUGCAAAGCAAGGCAUCAAGAAGGUUGUGACAGAAACAGGAGCUGGACAAUGGGGAUGUUCUUUGGCUUUUGCAUCCAGCUUAUUCGGUCUCGAUUGUGAGGUAUGGCAAGUGCGUGCUUCGUAUGAUCAGAAACCAUAUCGUAAAUUGAUGAUGCAAACUUGGGGGGCAAAGGUACACCCAUCUCCAUCAAACAUAACUGAAUCAGGUAGAAAAAUCCUUUUGAUGGAUCCAUCAACCCCAGGAAGUUUAGGAAUAGCUAUUUCUGAAGCUGUGGAGGUUGCAGCUAUGAAUGCCGACACUAAAUACUGUCUGGGAAGUGUUCUCAAUCAUGUUUUGCUCCACCAAACUGUAAUUGGUGAAGAGUGCCUGAAACAAAUGGAAGCAAUAGGUGAGACCCCAGACUUGAUUAUCGGGUGCACUGGUGGUGGAUCCAACUUUGCAGGGCUCAGUUUCCCAUUCAUUAGAGAGAAGCUCAAUGGAAACAUGAGCCCUGUAAUAAGAGCAGUUGAGCCUACUGCUUGUCCUUCUUUAACUAAAGGUGUAUACAGAUACGAUUAUGGUGACACAGCGGGGAUGACUCCACUAAUGAAGAUGCAUACACUUGGGCAUGACUUCAUUCCUGACCCAAUUCAUGCCGGAGGAUUGCGGUAUCAUGGUAUGGCUCCACUGAUUUCACAUGUCUAUGAACUCGGUUUCUUGGAAGCACUAUCAAUUCCCCAGACUGAGUGCUUCAGAGGUGCUAUACAAUUUGCUAGGUCCGAAGGAUUGAUUCCGGCGCCAGAGCCAACCCAUGCCAUAGCUGCCACCAUUAGGGAGGCUCUGAAGUGUAAAGAGACUGGAGAAGCUAAAGUUAUUCUCACCGCAAUGUGUGGGCAUGGCCAUUUCGAUUUGCCAGCUUACGACAAUUAUCUGCAAGGAAAUCUGGUCGACCUGUCCUUUGAGGAUGAGAAGCUACAAACAGCAUUGAGUAGUGUUCCUAAUUUAAGAGGCUGAGGACAGUAACAAUGCUGCAUUGGAUUUGGAUAAACUUGAUAGGCUGUAGACUUCAGAACUAUAGAGUUUAUGAGUUUGUUCAACAUGACAAAUAAUUAGUAA